Erigeron canadensis is the source of this 3253-nucleotide messenger RNA. RefSeq names its product E3 SUMO-protein ligase SIZ1. The coding region runs from base 202 to 2814 and encodes 870 amino acids. The transcript is spliced from 17 exons. The record is from RefSeq and is a predicted model, not a curated record. Lineage: Eukaryota; Viridiplantae; Streptophyta; Magnoliopsida; Asterales; Asteraceae. Gene Ontology annotation, molecular function: SUMO ligase activity; zinc ion binding. Gene Ontology annotation, biological process: protein sumoylation.
UAUCUCGUUUUUCAAUCAAGUAACGGAAAUCGGCGACUGAGUAAAAGAAAAAGUAAAAUUGAAAUCCGAUUUCCCUCAAAUCAUCUUAACCUAAUUUAUUUAAUUAUUACUGUUAAUUAAUUCUCAGAUCGAUCGUGUAAUUUUAUUGGAAACAGAUGAGGUGAUUUUUAUCUACUUGUUAUUUUUGAGAUAAUAAUAAAGAUGGAUUUGGUAACCAGUUGCAAGGAAAAAUUGCCACAUUUCCGGAUAAAAGAGCUGAAGGGCAUUCUUACUCAACUUGGCCUUUCCAAGCAAGGAAAGAAGCAGGAUCUUGUUGACCGGAUAUUAGCUAUCAUCUCUGAUGAUCGAGCAGUUUCUGGCAUGUGGGCAAAGAAAAACGCUAUUAGAAAGGAAGAGGCGGCAAAACUAGUUGAUGACAUUUACAGAAAGUUGCAGGUCCCAGGGGCAACCGACUUGGCAUCAAAAAGUCAGUGUGUUUCAAAAGUCACUAUUAAUACAACAUUCAAGGAGGAAGUUGAAGACACUUGUCAAACAGAAAAAGUUAGGUGCCCAUGUGGAAGUUCUUCGAAAGCAGAUUCAAUGAUAAAGUGUGAAGAUACAAAAUGCAACGUGUGGCAGCAUAUUGGUUGUGUUAUUAUCCCAGAGAAGCCUAUGGAUGGCAUUCUACCAGCACCUCCUCCAACUUUUUAUUGUGAACUCUGUAGGCUUGGUCGUGCAGAUCCGUUCUGGGUAACCAUGGGACAUCCUUUAUAUCCUGUGAAGCUGACUAUUGCAAGUGUCCCUACUGAUGGCACAAGCCCAAUGCAGAAUGUUGAAAAGACUUUCCAGCUUACAAAAGUUGACAGGGAUCUGUUGGCUAGACCCGAGUUUGAACUCCAGGCCUGGUGUAUGCUCUUGAAUGACAAGGUUCCUUUUAGGAUGCAAUGGCCACAAUAUGCUGACUUGCAAGUAAAUGGUAUGCCUGUGCGUGCAAUCAAUAGACCUGGCUCUCAACUUCUAGGAGCAAAUGGCCGUGAUGAUGGCCCUGUUAUCACACCAUGCACCCGUGAUGGAAGUAACAAAAUUUCAUUGACAGGCUGUGAUGCUCGUGUGUUUUGUUUGGGCGUUAGAAUCGUGAAACGGCGCACAGUUCAACAGAUUCUCAACCUCAUUCCUAAAGAAUCUGAUGGUGAGAGAUUUGAAGAUGCUGUUGCACGUGUUUGCCGCUGCGUUGGUGGUGGGGCUGCUACAGAGAACGCAGAUAGUGACAGCGAUUUGGAGGUCGUGUCGGAUUCUAUACCAGUUAAUCUACGGUGUCCUAUGAGUGGCUCAAGAAUGAAAAUUGCUGGACGAUUCAAACCUUGCAUUCAUAUGGGCUGCUUUGAUCUUGAAGUUUUUGUGCAAAUGAACCAACGGUCUCGAAAGUGGCAAUGCCCCAUUUGUCUAAAGAACUACUCCUUGGAAAAUGUUAUUAUUGAUCCAUAUUUUACUCGUAUUACAACUCAGAUGAGGAAUUGUGGAGAAGAUGUAACAGAAAUCGAGGUAAAACCAGAUGGUUCUUGGCGUGUAAAGACAGAAAAGGACCAAAAAGUUUUAGGGCAGCUUGGACAGUGGCAUUUACCUGAUGGUAGUCCCUAUGUUCCAAUGGAAGUUGAGUCUAAACCUGUACCAGAAGCUUUAAAGCAGGUUAAACAGGAAGCUGGUUCUGAAAGUCAUAACACUGGCUUAAAACUCGGGAUAAAGAAAAACAGGGAUGGUAUCUGGGAAGUCAGUAAACCUGACCAUCUUCAUUCACUUUCUUCUGGCAAUAAAUUACCCGGAAACAUUUUAAAUAAUGGACAUAAUGGUCUUCAUCUGAGCAGCAGUGCUACUGGCAGUGGUAGAGAUGGUGAAGAUCCUAGUAUUAAUCAAGAUGGUGGUGGGCAUUUCAGCCAUUCGAUCACCAAUGGUGCCGAUUUUGGUUCGCGUUCGCCAAAGAUUGAUUCGGGCUACGGAUAUACCAAUCUAAACCCACCUGCCGCAGUUGGGGAUGCUGACAUCAUUGUUCUUAGUGAUUCAGAUGAAGAGACUGAAAUUCUGAUGCCGUCUGGACUAGUUAAUGAAAAUGGUACUGUUUUUCCUCGUGAACUUCCCACACCACAUACCGAAGAUCCAUCCCUCAUUGCUGGUGGGAGUUCCUGUUUAGGUCUUUUCAAUAGCAACGAUGAUGAUUUUGGAGUCCCAUUUUGGUCUUUACCUUCUACUAGUCAAGUAGGACCCAGCUUUCAGUUAUUUAGUUCAGACGAGAAUGUGCAUCAUGGACUAGGUGGUUCCACAUCGAUUGAUGGUUUCACACUGACCAAUGAGCUUGGCAUGGGUUCUGCACCUCUGGGUGCUGAUUCUUCAAUUUACCAAUCUAAUCUUGACAUAGGAGAUGGGUUAGUAGACAACCCUUUAGUUUUUGGACAUGAUGAUCCCUCGCUUCAGCUCUUUCUUCCUACACGACCAUCAGAGGCAGCAGAGCAGGUGGAGUUGAGAGAUCAGCCGUUUGUGUCCAAUGGUCUUCAUGGUGAUGACUGGAUAUCGCUACGGAUUGGUGGCAGUGGGGGCACUGGGGCAAAUUGUGAACCUGCCACCACCAAUGGGUUGAACACGAGUCUGCAGUCGCCAUCUAAAGAUGGUGCCAUGGAUACCUUGGCAGAUACUGCUUCUUUGCUUCUUGGAAUGAAUGGAAGUGGAUCUGCAAAAACCACCCGGGAAAGAUCUGAUAAUCUUUUUUCAGUUCCUCCUCAAAAGCGUUCAGUAAGACCAAGGCUGUAUCUAUCUAUUGACUCAGACUCUGAAGAAGAGAGAUAAGCAUAACCUUACACCGAAGUCGUCCGCAUUGCUUCAUGUUGAUUAUUUUCUUUCAUGUUAUCAGUUAAAUAGCUUGAUACCAUUUUUGCCCUCUAGAAUUACAUCAUAUCAUACUAGGUACUAUAGGUAGCACCUGGCCCAUAAAAUCUGUGAACCCUCAUUUCAUUUGAGUGGUGAGUUUUUUUUUUAAUGUGAAAUAUAACAUAACUUAUUCUUUUGAAUCUACGCUUCAUAUAAGUUGCUAAUGCUAUGAUGCUUGUGUAAAACAGGGCUGGUAUAGAUAUUCUAUCUGAUCCUUUACAAGAGACCAUGUUUGGUGUAUAGGAUUCUGGUAGCAUACAGUCUUGUAAAUUUCAUUCACUCAGAACUACAUUCAACAGAAAUAUAUUCAGAAGCUUUAUUUCAAUUAAUUGAAUUACCACCUUCGUUCUGUUGUUUA